AUGACAGGGGCUUCUGACAAACCAAGUCACAUACAGAUGCUCAUCUUCUUCUCCCUCUUCUUGACAGCAUCAUGUACUACCUUCGAAGAUGCUAUCCUAGACGACAUGCUGGGAAGCAGCAGCCCUCUCUGCACUGGUUCGGGCUUAGGGUCGACGAGUUUCAACUACAAGUUCACCUCUUCCGAGAACACUUCGCGUUGGGCUUCGAUGAACAGCAAGUAUGAGAAGGACGUUUUCUUGGCAGAGAUGAGUCACGACGAUGAGAAUCCAAACAGAUCCUGGAGGCUUCGGUUUGGAAAGGGAGGAAACAUAUACAGCUUCGUCGGAGCAUACGGCGAGUCUGUGCCACCGCAAUACCACAAUCUUGCCCCGUGGAACGAUGAGGUAUGGCAGGCAGUCGCGGUAAGCUUGAACUACAACCAGCCGCAAACUCCAUACUACAUUCAUCAGGCAGGAGAUUACCUCAAAGACAACUUGGAGACGCCAUUCACCUCCCCCACCCUGGCAAAGUCUUGCAAGGACAAUCAGUGCAGCUUCUUGUCCUGGGGGCAACAGGCUCACAUUCCCACCUCAUGGCGCAGCUCUGCUUUCUACUACACCCGAUACAAAGACUGCGGAGAAGGAGUCCUAGAAGUUGAAUGGUCGAUUCACAAUGUGGCAAGUCUACCAGAAGGGCACAACUUCCAGUACUACAAUGUUCCUUGGGGAGGAGUUAGGACAUCAGCCUUGACGAAGAUGCUAAUAAGCAGCAAGGACGCUGGGGGGUACACAGGCUUCCAAACUACUCCUCCUUACUCUGACACAACUCAGACCAUCCGAAACCUGGAUGUGACCCUCGGGUACACGACGUUCACGCAGAAGCAGGUCAAGGAGCUAGAGUCAAACUUUACAAUGCCAUGCGGCAACGCCGCUGGCAGUGAGGUGCCGUGCCCACAAACUGGAGCGGAGGACCAGACUUUGCGGUUGGUUAAGAGCGCAAGCUGCACGCUGAUGGAAGCUGAGGCCCAGAGGCAACUUGGCCUCCCUCUGACCUCAUGUCCCAUUGAAAGUACCGUGACGAUCUCGACUGGUUGCGAAUAUCACAAAGGCUGCUCUCUCGUCUUCACAAACCCCAGCAACGGUUUCUCCAUGCCUGUCCAAGGCGUUUCCAGCUGGGCAUGGAAGGGGACGAAGAUCCUCUUUUGGACGCAAGUACCGCUGGACGAAGUCAACGCCAACUGGGCAACAGGUGAGAGCCUCGUCGUCAGCUACUCUCCAGCAGAGGACCCGAAGAAGAACUUGGCGCUGACCUUGGUACAUGGGGUUGGAUCUGAGCAUGGGCAAUCAUGGACUCUCAACAGACCCAAAGCCAGGUUGCGGUAUGGAGCAACCAACGUCGCGCGAGACUACACUGUUUUCACUGUCGAAGCUUUCUCUGUGAUCAGGCCAGGGCAAACUUACGCUUUCAGGCAGUACUUCAUCUCAGAUGCGUUCGAAGGGAUGCAGGGGAAAGCCUCGCGCUGGGUCAACCAGACUUCACAGAGGUUUUACAGCGCUGGAACGAGAGCAGGUCGUGAUAUCUUCCUCUGCUCCUGCGACAAUCGCACGUUCGGGGCGACGUUGCAGGAGUGCGACAAUGAGAAAUCCGUCAAAGUGUGUGCGGGGAGCUCAACGCCGGGAACAGGAAGAAAGCCCUUGUUUGCUAUUCAGUGCGGCGACAUCUCCUACGUUGGCAGUGAUCCCUACUCCCUCGCGCCAUGGGCCGAGAACAGCUCUGGAUACUGGAAGCCUUACAUCUGUGCUUCCAGGCCCGGGCUGCGCCCCACGUGGCGGCUGCUUGGGUACUUUGCAGAGGGGGCUUGUGCUGUGCUGUCAUCAGCUCGAUUCGGGUCAGAGAAAUGUCCUAGCGAGCUGCCGUGGGCACAGUCGGGCCCCUACGACAUCUCAGUGUGCUACGAGACGUGGAGCUGGGCCAGUCUUGUUCCUGCCGUGAAGGAUGGGCAGGCAACAACAGGCGGGUUGGGGGAGCUGAUGGUGCCCGGGUGGUAUGAGGUCUGGCUUUGCAUGAGAGAUCAUGUCUGUCCGAUGGCAGCGGGGAGAACGGCAGGGCCAGCAACGAUGUGUUUCGUGUUCGACGAGAGGGAGAAGCUGUUCGUCCCAUGGGACCUUGCAGAAACUUUGAUGAUCAAAGGGACCCGACUAAGGAACUUCGGAAGUUGUUCUUUCCGACGGUUCAACGUUCGGUCUGACCAUCCCCAGUGA
Molecule: messenger RNA, 2241 nt
Organism: Guillardia theta CCMP2712
Lineage: Eukaryota; Cryptophyceae; Pyrenomonadales; Geminigeraceae
Exons: 3
Coding region: 1-2241 (746 amino acids)
Source: RefSeq, a predicted model, not a curated record